Molecule: messenger RNA, 2640 nt
Organism: Episyrphus balteatus (marmalade hoverfly)
Lineage: Eukaryota; Metazoa; Arthropoda; Insecta; Diptera; Syrphidae
Product: GTP-binding protein 2
Exons: 3
Coding region: 391-2157 (588 amino acids)
Biological process (GO): translational elongation
Molecular function (GO): GTP binding; translation elongation factor activity; GTPase activity
Source: RefSeq, a predicted model, not a curated record
AUAUCGACUGGUCGCUCGCUGCUGAGUCGCCUUCUGUUGUUUUUUUUUUGUUGUUUGCAAAGUGAAUGAAUAAAAUAUUUUUAUCCAAGUUGGUUAAUAAUUUAUUUUGCAAUCGCGUGCAAUUUCAACAAAAAUCAUUCUUCUAAUUGAUAUUCGUUUAGUCAAUUGAUUUACUCAUACAUUUUUGUGCAAAGUAAAAUUGCAAAGAAAAGAAAUGUUCGCAUACAAUUAAGAGUUAUACAUUUUUCUUAUUUGCAAUUUUAUUUUAUAGUAGUGAAUAUAACUACAUAUAUUCUAUAUUUUUGAAUAAAUAAUUAAAACAUAAAAGGACAUCUAAUUAGAAAAAAAAAAAAAUAGAAAACAAAGUAAAAACAAAAAACCAAUUUGACAAUGGAAUCAUUUCUCAGCUUAUUCGAUCCCAAUUCGCCGGAUGACGGAUUUGACGAAGAGGACGUACGGAACGGCAAUGGACUUAAUCAAACAAAUUCAAGUAGCAGUGAAAGUGACAAUGAUAAUCACAAUGGUAAAAUCAUAAUUGAUUUCGAUCAAGGAAUUUUACCGCCUGAACCUCAAUUGGGUAAUAUCGAAUACAAGCUAAAACUUAUUAGCCCAUCUAAACAGAGAUUUGAACAUCUGGUAACACAAAUGAAAUGGCGUCUACGCGAGGGUCAUGGAGAAGCUAUCUAUGAAAUCGGAGUUUCCGAUUCAGGCCAUCUGCAUGGUCUUAAUGAAAAAGAUAUGAAUGCAUCAUUGGCAACUCUUAAGCAAAUGGCUCAUAAACUUGGAGCAAGUACAACUGUUCUCAGACGUAAAUUUGUUGCUGGUCGACGAUCUGUAGCCGAAGUUCUUGUCCGAAAAAUUCCAGACGACCAACACAACAUUGAAGUUCGAGUAGCAGUGUUGGGCGAUGCCGAUGCGGGCAAAUCAACUCUUCUAGGUGUUCUGACACAGGGUGAAUUUGAUAAUGGUCGAGGCAGAGCACGUCUCAAUAUGUUUCGACACAUGCACGAAAUUCAAUCAGGCCGGACAUCAUGCAUAUCUCAUGAAACCCUUGGUUUCGAUUCCCAAGGCAAUGUCAUCAACUACAAAUACAAUGAGAUGAUGACUGCAGAAGAAAUAAGCGACCGAUCGACCAAGUUGGUGACAUUUAUGGAUUUAGCCGGCCAUCGACGUUAUAUGAAGACAACAGUGCAGGCACUGUCCGGGUACUCACCGCAUCAUGCAAUGCUGGUCGUUUCGGCAGGCGGAGGUUUUAAUGGAACAAGCAAAGAACAUCUAUCAAUCGUGCGAGCUCUAGAUAUGCCCUUUUUCAUUGUUGUUACCAAAACUGACAUAACCUCGCCCGACGAGACUGUCCACGAAUUAAAGAAUAUCUUAACAUCAAUUGGAUGUCGAAAGGUCCCAUUCCUGGUGACUAGCAGUGACGAUGUUUUAACGGCAGGUUCCAACCAAGAGUCGGAAAAUAUAGUGCCGAUAUUUUGUGUGUCCAAUGUGACUGGAGCUGGACUCAAUCUGGUUACAAAAUUCUUAUAUGUCCUAUCGCCGGGCAUAAGUAAUUCUGAAAAAGAGAGGCUUGAACAAGAUCCCUGUGAAUUUCAUAUUGAUGAAAUAUUCAGAGUUUCGGAAGUUGGUCCUGUAGUGGGAGGUCUGUUGGUAAAAGGUGUUCUCACAGAGAACAUGCAAAUGAAGAUAGGACCGCUUCCCGAUGGAAAGUUUCAUUCAGUAACUGUACAAACAAUACAUCGAAAUAAAGCACCAUGUCGAGUAGUCAGAGCGGGACAAAGUGCUUCAUUGUCUUUUACACCAAACCAGAACUUGCCAGCACUUAGAAGCGGAAUGGUUCUAUUGGUUGACAAUCAUCUUGGCGAUGAACCAUGUGGAACUUUCUUUUUUCAGGCCAAAGUAUCAGUACUUUUCCAUGCAACAGCAAUAUAUGUUGGUUUCCAGACAACAGUACAUAUAGGCAGUAUCAGACAAACAGCCAUCAUUCGUGGAAUAAUGGGUGGCGAGAAAAUUGGUACCAAUGACAAUGCCUCGGUAAUGUUUCAAUUCGUAGGACAUCCCGAAUAUGUGCGACCCGGUAUGAGGAUACUCUUUCGCGAAGGUACCAGCAAGGGAAUUGGAUUGGUAACUCAAGUGUUUCCACUAAACAAGUAAAAAAUGCUGCCAUGAAUUUCACAUUUAAACAGAAAACAACAAACAAAAAAUUAACUCCGAAUUAAUUAGUAUUUUUUUCUUCAUUUGUUUGUUCUUCUCUUAUAAACAAAAUUAUUAUUAUUAUAAAACCAUAGGUAUGACUUGGAUUGUGGAAAAUAAUUCUUCUGUGAUUUUAAAAGAUAUCAUUUUCUUUUUUAAAUGAAAAAAAAAAAUAUUUAAAAAAAUCUUUUAAAGGAAAUUUUGACUAGAACUUUGUAAAGCAUAACAGAAUAACAUAUUUAAUGUUUUAACAUUUUGAAAGUAUGUAAAAGCUUAUAAAUUUAAGUUUGCUUAAAUGAUUUUUUUUUUUUUUAUUUUUUUUGUAGACGAAUAAUCAAUCUAUAUUUAUAUUUACAACAAAAACAAAGAAAAGAUAUUUAUUAAUAUAAUAUUUAAGAUGAAACAUUUUUUGAUUUCUUAGAAACUUUAUAAACGUCCAGUUUU